Molecule: messenger RNA, 618 nt
Organism: Loa loa (African eye worm)
Lineage: Eukaryota; Metazoa; Nematoda; Chromadorea; Rhabditida; Onchocercidae
Exons: 5
Coding region: 1-618 (205 amino acids)
Source: RefSeq, a predicted model, not a curated record
AUGUCAAGUAGUAAUGAGUUUUCUAUUAAAACAACGACGAUCUCAGAGUUUGCGCAACGAAACUAUCCGCCAAGUAUACGUUACUGUGCUUGUCUACUACUAUUGAUCAGCCAAGGAAUUGGCCAAAUUGUCGCAGCUGGUUGGUGCAGCACCCAACAUUCAUUUUCAUGUUUUAUUGCGCAAUUGUUCAUUGCAUUUCUUGCUGCUUUUACAACACAGUGGUGUCAAACUUAUUCCUUAGGACUAACCCGAGCAAAGCGUGCAUUUUUUGAUGAAUUCAAUGUUCUUGAAACUUACCAACCAAGAGCUCGUACUAUGGGUCAUUUAUUUGUGCCUGAACCACCAACGCCAGUUCCGGAUGCACAACGACAUCAGCAUGAUGAUACAGUAAAGGAAACAGAACGAAGUGUCUUUUUGCAGAUGAGAGAUGCGCAUUAUGAAAACGAAUAUACAUACCUGGAAAAGCUGAACCGUGAGUUGAGAGAAGGAGGAAAUGUUGCUAAACAACCACAAAAUGAAGUCCAAAAUGGUAUGUCAAAUAGACCGAAAAUUGAAGGACCGGUUCUAAUUGAAUUUCAUGCUGAUUCCGAAACAGAUGAUGAUGAUUACUCAUUGUAA